This is a messenger RNA of Candida albicans SC5314, 747 nucleotides long. It is a transcript of the gene NAG1, whose product is annotated as Nag1p. The record is from RefSeq and is a predicted model, not a curated record. Bases 1 to 747 code for a protein of 248 amino acids. Gene Ontology annotation, biological process: D-glucosamine catabolic process; carbohydrate metabolic process; N-acetylglucosamine catabolic process. Gene Ontology annotation, cellular component: cytoplasm. NCBI's taxonomy places the organism in Eukaryota, Fungi, Ascomycota, Pichiomycetes, Serinales, Debaryomycetaceae. Gene Ontology annotation, molecular function: identical protein binding; glucosamine-6-phosphate deaminase activity. The transcript has a single exon.
AUGAGACAAGCUAUAUUUUCCAACCCUAACGAUGCUGCUGAGUAUUUGGCAAACUAUAUCAUUGCCAAAAUCAAUUCCACUCCCAGAACAUUUGUUCUUGGCCUUCCAACCGGAUCAUCCCCUGAAGGCAUUUAUGCCAAAUUGAUCGAAGCCAACAAGCAAGGCCGUGUUAGUUUCAAGAACGUCGUGACCUUCAACAUGGACGAGUAUUUGGGAUUGGCCCCAUCUGACUUGCAGUCGUACCAUUAUUUCAUGUACGACAAGUUUUUCAACCAUAUCGAUAUCCCGCGUGAAAAUAUCCACAUCUUGAACGGAUUGGCCGCAAACAUCGACGAGGAGUGUGCCAACUACGAAAAGAAAAUCAAACAAUACGGAAGAAUCGAUUUGUUCUUAGGUGGGUUGGGCCCAGAAGGUCAUUUGGCAUUCAACGAAGCGGGAUCAUCAAGAAACUCUAAAACAAGAAAGGUCGAGUUGGUCGAAAGUACCAUCAAGGCAAACUGCAGGUUUUUCGGGAACGACGAGAGCAAGGUCCCUAAAUAUGCAUUGAGUGUUGGCAUUUCCACCAUAUUGGACAACUCAGACGAAAUUGCCAUUAUCGUGUUGGGCAAAAAUAAACAAUUUGCAUUGGACAAAACUGUAAACGGGAAACCAAACGACCCAAAAUACCCAUCAAGCUAUUUACAAGACCACGCAAAUGUCUUGAUUGUUUGCGAUAACGCUGCCGCUGGAUUAAAGUCAAAGUUGUAG